Molecule: messenger RNA, 879 nt
Organism: Lachancea thermotolerans CBS 6340
Lineage: Eukaryota; Fungi; Ascomycota; Saccharomycetes; Saccharomycetales; Saccharomycetaceae
Gene: RAS2
Product: Ras family GTPase RAS2
Exons: 2
Coding region: 1-879 (292 amino acids)
Biological process (GO): signal transduction
Cellular component (GO): plasma membrane
Molecular function (GO): GDP binding; GTPase activity; GTP binding
Source: RefSeq, a predicted model, not a curated record
AUGUCACUGAACAAGAACAACAUAAGAGAAUACAAACUGGUGGUCGUCGGUGGCGGUGGUGUUGGUAAAUCCGCUCUGACAAUACAGCUGAUCCAAUCACACUUUGUGGAUGAAUACGACCCCACGAUCGAGGAUUCGUACCGUAAGCAGGUUGUCGUGGACGGCAAGGUGUCCAUCUUGGACAUCCUGGACACAGCGGGCCAAGAAGAGUACUCGGCAAUGCGCGAGCAGUACAUGCGCACUGGCGAGGGCUUUUUGCUGGUGUACUCGGUGACUUCGCGCACGUCGUUCGAAGAACUAAUGACAUACUACCAGCAGAUUUUGCGCGUCAAGGACGCGGACUACGUGCCGGUGUUCUUGGUGGGCAACAAAAGUGAUUUGGAGGAUGAACGUCAGGUUGCUUACGAAGAGGGUGUGAGCCUGGCCAAGCAGUUUAACGCUCCAUUCCUUGAAACCUCCGCCAAGCAGGCCAUCAAUGUCGAGGAGUCUUUCUAUGGCCUGGUGCGCCUAGUGCGUGACGAAGGCGCGGUUUACAACCCGGCGCAUGGUGAGCAGCUAGGGCAGAAAUUCCAGCAGCAACAGGCUAGAAACCAGAGCAUGGGCGCGGGCGCGGGCCUCGGCGUGGGUGCCAGCGACGGUCUCGAUAACGGCGGCCACGCCUCCGACCCAAACAUGCUGUCCGCGGACGCCCAAGGUGGUCAGGCUGCAGACGCCCGCACUAGUGGCGUCGCGGCCUCAGGAAAAGCGGGCGAGCUCAAAUCCGGCAAGGCUCCAGGCGCCGCCGGCAAGGUCAAGUCCCCCGCAGGCCGCGUGGAGCAACGUGCCGACAACACCUCGGGUAAGAAACAGAAAUCCGGUGGGUGUUGUAUCGUGUGUUAG